This is a messenger RNA of Stylophora pistillata, 1452 nucleotides long. RefSeq lists its product as uncharacterized. Gene Ontology annotation, molecular function: transmembrane receptor protein tyrosine kinase activity; ATP binding. NCBI's taxonomy places the organism in Eukaryota, Metazoa, Cnidaria, Anthozoa, Scleractinia, Pocilloporidae. Gene Ontology annotation, biological process: protein phosphorylation; cell surface receptor protein tyrosine kinase signaling pathway; multicellular organism development. Gene Ontology annotation, cellular component: signaling receptor complex; plasma membrane. The record is from RefSeq and is a predicted model, not a curated record.
UGCAAAUUAACAAGCUUUGGUAUGGCCAGAAAAGUUCAAGAGGAAGACAUUUACGAAAAAAAAACGAGGGGGCGCCUUCCUGUGAAAUGGACUGCAAUUGAGGCGUUGCUCUAUGGAAAAUAUUCUACAAAGAGUGAUGUAUGGAGCUACGGAGUUCUCCUCUAUGAGAUUUUCACGAUUGGUGGUUCACCGUAUCCGCGGAUAGAUGCAAGAGAAAUUGUAAACUUACUUCAAGAGGGAUACAGAAUGGCUAAACCACAACAUGUGGAUGAUAAGUUGUAUGAUUAUAUAGUCUUGUUGUUGUUGUUGUUGUUGUAAUUGUCUUUUUUUUAUCUCUGCAUGAUUUGCAUGAUUUAUUUCCUCGCACAGUAGUAUUUCUCGUGCUUUUGAUAGAUUUUGCUCGAGUUGCAUGUAAGCCUUAAGAUUACACCAAUUUUACCUGUUGAACCAACCCACUCAAUGUUGAACCAACCCACUCAAUGUUGGACCAACCCACUCAAUGUUGAACCAACCCAGUCAAUGUUGAACCAACCCAGCCAAUGUUGAACCAACCCACUCAAUGUUGAAUGAACCCACUCAAUGUUGAACGAACCCACUCAAUGGAAAUGAAAAAAGGACUACUUUAUCUCGCGUUUAAUGAUCUCUGUGGUUCGGUACUUUUCAUCUUUCAUUUCAAAACGAUGAAAUUUUAAAACUGAAAAAUUUUUUUGUCAUCAUCUACAUUUUCCUUAAAUUGUCGUUAGAUAGAGAAACAAACAAUUUCUUCGACAGCAACUCUCUAGCGUAGGCCACCUAUGACAGGUUAAAGUCGUUUUUUCUUUUACUUGAAUAAAUUUAAGUCAAGUAUUUUACGUAACGUUUCCGAAAAUAAAAUUAAAAUCUACAAAAGCUUCCUAGUUCUUUCGAAAAAAAUUAUUUUCAAAUAAAAGUUGAUAAAUCAGGAAGAUGCCAUAAUCUCGUACUGGGUGAAUCCACUGGGAGAAUUUUCGCAGCAAGUUCUCCUUUUCACGUUCUUUGCACAUUUUAUUCAAAUUACUCACUAAACAAAAUUCGCGCGUGAAAGCCCUUUGCUUUUGGAAAAAUCUUUGCUCAUGGAGAAAUAAAAAGUCCUUGGGUAAAAAGAAAAACAGACUCAAAGAAGAAAACAAGGGUACGUACCAUUCUGUCAAGAAAAGAAAAAAUCCUUGGUGAAAGCCACUGGUACUCUCCACUCCACGCUGGCGUCCAGAUCUCCAACAAAGAGGUCGCCUUUAGACCAAAAUUUGUCAAAGAUAAAGAUUAAAACGAGUUUCUUUUUAUUCAUGCAAGUACCAGCCUUGAUACAAAAACAUUUACAAUCACCUAGAAUCGUCAUUUUUAAAAGCUGUCUGUCGAUUUGUUGUCUCGCUUCUCAACACAUUAUCCGAUUUUUCCAUUUUAGCCGUCGGAGGGUUUUCCUCUGCCUUUGGCAAC